AUGGUCGCAGACAAUCAAGUUGCAGGCCAAACAACCCAGCAGCAGCAUCCCAGUCCUGGUCCUGGCCAGAAGCCUGAAAACAACCAGUCUUCGCCGUCGUUCUCGUCCGCAGUGCCCAAUGCAGGCAUCGCAAGUUUCAGAAGACAACGCGCAUCCCGCGCAUGCGAGGUACGUUUCUCUCGUCUUUCAGCACGUCGCGCGCAUCGCGAGACUUGCCACGCUCGAAAGGUCCGAUGUGAUGCCGCCAGCUUAGGAGUCCCCUGCACCAACUGUGUGGCUUUCUCUAUUGAAUGCCGCAUCCCAACCCCAAAACGGAAAAAGAACCAACAGCCGAGAAACAAGGAUAAUUACGGCGACUCCUCUAGUGACUCUAACAGUGUCGGUCGGACCAAAGACGAUGACGAUGAUACAAGGACGCCGCAACCACGGGAGAACCCUGUGUAUGCUCCAAAUGUUCCCAUAUCCAUCGAUGGGAUGCCAGCCAAUGCCCUGGCGAAUGCCCGAGAGAAUUCGCAUUCGAACAAUAUUGGUCCGUAUAAUGCUGAAAUCAUGAAGCCAAAGUUUACAAGAGCUCCCAUCAAGGAGCCCGGCCGAGUUGCCUAUAUGGGCGAAUCAUCGAAUCUGUCACUACUUGUUCACGACCGUGGCUAUACCGACGUAGUUCAUUAUCCGCUUCCGGAGACUCUCCAUGGCAGUCACGGACGUAUGGCAGACCUUGAUAAUUUGGAGAUCGAGAUUCUUCAUCGGCGAGGGGCAUUCUUGCUUCCUCCGCGGCAACUCUGUGACGAACUUGUGGACGCCUAUUUUAAAUGGGUAGCUCCGGUUGUGCCCAUUGUCAAUCGUAAUCGCUUCAUGCGCCAGUAUCGGGAUCCCAAGAAUCCGCCAUCGCUGCUCUUGCUGCAGGCUAUUCUGUUGGCUGGCUCCAGGGUCUGUACCAACCCGCAACUGAUGGAUCAAACUGGCUCCACGGUCCCUGCAUCCACGACGUUCUACAAACGUGCAAAGGCACUUUACGACGCUAAUUAUGAAGAGGACCGCGUCACUUUAGUCCAAGCUUUGGUAUUAAUGGGCUGGUAUUGGGAAGGACCCGAAGGUCAGCUUUCUCUCUCUUCCGGCCCCCUCAUCUUCUACGCAAUAGGCUCUCUGCUAAACUACUUGAGAAUUUCAGAUGUCACAAAGAACGUCUUCUAUUGGAGUCGAGUCGCGAUCCUUGUAGCUCAGGGCUCUGGCAUGCAUCGCAGCGUUGAAAAUUCACAGCUCAGCAGAACCGAUAAGCGGCUUUGGAAGCGAAUAUGGUGGACUCUAUUUACGAGAGAUCGCUCUGUCGCCGUCGCUCUUGGACGACCAAUCAACAUUAACAUCGACGACUCCGAUGUUGAGAUGCUGACGGAAGAUGAUUUUAUAGAGGAUGAGGGCGAUGUUCCUGCCGAGUAUCCUUUGGAUCCCGUCCACGUGCAAUUCUUCCUUCAAUACGUGAAGCUGUGCGAGAUCAUGGGACUCGUGCUAUCCCAGCAAUAUUCAGUCGCGUCAAAGUCCCGGCGGACGAAUGCCAUUGACCUAACACAUUCUGACAUGGCCUUGGCUGACUGGCUUCAAAACUGUCCCAGAGCAGUGUAUUGGGAGAGGAAGGAUCAUCAUUUCUGGGCUGCGCUUCUCCAUUCAAACUACUACACAACACUUUGUCUCUUGCAUCGAGCGCAUAUGCCACCAGCUUCAGCAAGCGCGAAUAGCUACCGCACCGAAGAAAUCGCAUACCCGUCACGAACCAUUGCUUUCCAGGCUGCUGGUAUGAUCACCUCCAUUGUAGAAAAGUUGCAGUCUCAUAAUGAGGUUCGCUUUACACCCGCUUUCAUUGUAUACAGUCUGUUUUCCGCGUUGAUUAUGCACGUCUACCAGAUGCGCUCAUCCGUACCAUCUGUAGUGGCAGCAUGUCAAGAACGAAUGUCUAUCUGUAUGCAGGCACUUAAAGAUGUGUCGAAAGUGUGGUUGGUUGCAAAAAUGGUGCACACCUUGUUUGAAUCUAUCUUGGGUAACAAGCUCUUGGAGGAACGUCUGCAAAAGGCGCCGGGUAAACGGCAUCAGAAAAAUCGGCCUUCUGAUCAUGAUCAGAAUAAUGGCGCUCCACUCAGAAAAGCCGAUCCUCCCAAGCGAAAAUUCGAUGAUAUGGAUCUUGGACUACCCAACGGUAAUCCCACGCCUCCAGUCUCCUAUGAGCGAUCGCGUCCACAGACUCCGGCGGCAACACCAUCACGAGAAGCGAAUCCAACGCCACAGAUCGCCAUAGGCUCACUCCCGCAUAUAUCUCCGAAUGUAUCCAAAGGCCAGGACGCCGCCCAUAAUACCGGAACAUCACGGGCAAAUACUCCGUUCAAUGCUUUCUCGCUCCCAGCUACACCUCCAGAUCUCUUCCUCGUCACACGUACUUCACCCAACCUUUCGCCAACCCUGUGGGAGAACUUCCAACCCGACCAGCUCUUUCCCGACGGAACCAACUUCUUCCCUUCACAAACGAAUCUAAUAGACCCGCAGAUGCAGUCAACGGCAGCUACAAUGGGUGGCGGCCAGGAAACACUACUGAUGAACCAACAACAGCAGCAACAACAACAAAUGCCGGCUCGAAAUGCACAAGGCUCGCAAAGUAGCCCACAUCUUGUCCAUACCGAUAUGGGCAGCAUGCAGGGCGCACCAGCGGUGGCACAGCAAAUCUUUGGAAUGGACGGAAUGCAGAAUUGGCACGGGUUAGAUGCGGCUUUGGCUGGGAAUGCUCGGGACGCUGCUAGUCAGGAUGAUAGUUGGAGCAAUAGUUCGCGUGGAAAUGGGCCAUCAGCGCCAACGACUUUGAACGUCGAAGAUUGGUUCCAAUUCUUUGGGAUUAACGGGAGCUUUGGUGAUUUGAUCGCAGACCCUAUGGGUACUUAA
Messenger RNA from Talaromyces atroroseus, 2919 nucleotides. RefSeq names its product Cutinase transcription factor 1 alpha. Bases 1 to 2919 code for a protein of 972 amino acids. Gene Ontology annotation, molecular function: DNA-binding transcription factor activity, RNA polymerase II-specific; DNA binding; zinc ion binding. The record is from RefSeq and is a predicted model, not a curated record. The transcript is spliced from 8 exons. Lineage: Eukaryota; Fungi; Ascomycota; Eurotiomycetes; Eurotiales; Trichocomaceae. Gene Ontology annotation, biological process: DNA-templated transcription; regulation of DNA-templated transcription.